AAUUACUUGCGAAGAAGUUGAGCUUAAGAAAAAUUUCAGCUGUUUAUAAAGUUUCUACUUUUUACUAAAAUUAAUCUGAAGAUGAAACGCUGGAUUGGAAUUGUCUUGAUAAUAAACCCAUUGAUCAUCAUGAAUAUCAACAGAAUAGAAUCACUUGAUUUGAACAGCUACCUGGAUACAUUCGAGUGCGACGACCUAUCGAACCAGCGUUUAUGUCGCUAUAAGUGCGUAGCAGGUUCGCGAUGGAUUAACAAUCAUUGCCGACCAAUUUGCUCCGAUAAUGGAUUUUGGAACAACGGCGUCUGCGAGCAGAAAUGUUCUUUCGGGUGGCGUUGGCACGACGGAAAUUGUCACCCGCCAUGCUCCGACGGCACCACCUGGCUCAACGGGCGUUGUUUAUCUAUAGCGGAAUCCGGGGUAUGCCCAUUUGGAAUCAGGUUUAUUUACGGCAGAUGCCAGAAUGUUUGUCCUGCUGAUAAAGUCUGGAUUGGCAACCAAUGCUGGUCAAGGUGUGCUCAAGGGUAUCGGUGGAUUGAUAAUCAAUGCCAACCUAAAUGCUUGAGUUACGUCCAGGACUUUGUUGUCAGACGAAUUACGACCAAUUGUUGGGAGUAAUUCUUUUUUUUUUUUUUUUUAAUAAUAAUCA
Cotesia glomerata is the source of this 646-nucleotide messenger RNA. RefSeq lists its product as uncharacterized. Lineage: Eukaryota; Metazoa; Arthropoda; Insecta; Hymenoptera; Braconidae. The record is from RefSeq and is a predicted model, not a curated record. Bases 82 to 615 code for a protein of 177 amino acids. The transcript is spliced from 2 exons.